AUGGAAAGAAGCAAAGGAAACAGCAGCUCCUUGAGCCUGAACUCCCACUCGAAGCGAUCGAGCACGAACCUCUCAAACCUCCGACUUGCACCUCUCUCCUCCCAAUAUACACCCAAGACCAAGGAUGUACGGUUUGGAACCGAAGACGCAGGCGAUGGGCCAUUUCAAAGAAGUCAUUCGUCCUAUCUCCAGGGCAAGUCUGCACCGGCAAGCCCAGGUAUACUCAGUAGAAGCUCGAGUAGGAGGCAAAUACAUGGGCUCAGCCGGAGGAGUUCGAUAUACGACCAUGAACCUGCAGAGGCGAUGAACUUUGAGUACUCGAGCAUGGUGCGAGACAAUGUCGGCGCGGCGAAUCUCAAGGUCAAGGGCGGACGGAUGCCAAAGGCGAAGAGCGAGGCAGCGCUGCUUGGGCAUAGGAACAGAGAAGGAACGCUCUCUCCCCGAGAAAACCGUGUUAGGCAUCAUUCACGACAGAAUACUGGCACAAGUGGCUCGAGGACUCCACAAGCAGUAAGAAGGCCGAAUCGCCCGCAGGACGAUUGGAUCAUCCGGACGGGAGCUGCAGGCAACGCAAUCGUCCAGGAGUCGAAAGGGCAAUCGUGGCAAUCUAAGCUUCCUUCGUCGACAUCUUUGGGACAUCUACAGGAUAGCACAGACGAGGACGAAGACGAUGGGUACGAAGAGCUCGCUGCAUUGAGCGCAAGCACCACGGGAUUGCAGCUAGCGGACGACGAGCUUUCGCCUGUACAGACUCGAUCUGGAGUCUGGGGGAGCAGAUACGGCAGUCGGAAUGGCAGUAGACUGACAUCGCGCCGUGGUAGCUUCACGGGAUCGCGCACGCCUUUGGCGCCUUUCACGACACUUGGGCAAGCUGAAAUCACAUCUGAAGAUUUUCCUGCUACGGCAGUGGAGCCUGACUUCGUGGAUGCUGAGGAGGACUCGGAGGGUCAAGACGAGACUGCCGGGGGCGAAGGAAAGUCGUACGGUCUUGGCGGAGUUGUGGACCGGAUCAUGAAUUUCAACCUGUUCAAAGUCGAGGAAGGGUACGAGAAUACAGAUGACGAGGGUGGGCACGCAAGCGAAACGGAUGCCGAGGCGGCACAGCGGAUGGUAGAAGAGAGUCGGAGAAGGAAAGCAGAGAAAGACAAGCUCCUCAAUCGCUCGGGAGCUGAAGGAGGAGAGCAAGGCGCAGCUCCGGCAGACGAUGGCUGGUCUGAUGCUGCGUGGCUGUUGAGCGUUGCUUCGAGAUUUGUAUUGUAG
Molecule: messenger RNA, 1260 nt
Organism: Saxophila tyrrhenica
Lineage: Eukaryota; Fungi; Ascomycota; Dothideomycetes; Mycosphaerellales; Extremaceae
Exons: 2
Coding region: 1-1260 (419 amino acids)
Source: RefSeq, a predicted model, not a curated record